GCAGUUUACCGCUUGUUUUGGUCCUGUCAAGGCACGCUCGGGGGUUGGAAGAUUUCCGCGCGUUUUCACGAUUCCAACAUUCAAAUAGUUUCAAUUAUAGUGUUCAAUUUUCAAAAUUCGAAUAUUUUAAUAUGCAUAUAUUUUCGCGUUAGAAGCAACAGAAGAGGAGAACUAAAAAGGAUUGAUUUUUAAUCCCGCAAAAAAGUCCUUUGAUGUACGCGACGUGACGGUUGCCAGACACAGAAUAAUAAUCAUUCUUUCCAAACAAAUGUAAAAUACACCAAAAAAUAAAAAAAGAAAGAAGAGAAAACAUAAAUCGAAAAAGUACAGCAGAAUGUGUUGCAUGACGACAGAAUAGACUUCGAAUUAACUUGGGAAAAAGUGGAAAGCUGUGAAUGCGAUUACGUUUUCGCAUAUAUUUUUCAGUUGGUGGUUUACAAUGGGUCCGAAGUCGUUGCAACUUGUAUGCUACCAUUUUCUGGCUGGAUUAGUUUAUACAGUGUCUAGUGGUGGGGGUUUAAAGUGGGUGCGUGUUACGGUACCCCAAUAUCGAACUCCAGGAGAAACUGCUACUCUACACUGCGACUUUGAUUUGGGAAACGAUACUCUGUAUGCUGUAAAAUGGUAUAAGGAACACGAAGAAUUUUAUCGGUUUGUUCCUAAAGCCAGACCUCAAGCACAUUCAUAUGAAGUCGAUGGAGUUCACGUAGACAUGUCGAAAUCCGAUCGAAAAAAAGUAUUUCUGCAUCCAGUCAGCUGGAAAACUAGUGGACUUUAUAGAUGUGAAGUAUCUGCAGAAGCUCCAUCGUUUUCGUCUGCACAAAGUGAAGCAAGAAUGGAAAUAAUUUCUCUUCCUGAAGAAGAUCCCGUCAUAACUGGAGUGGAACUUCAAUAUCAAAUAGGAGACGAGAUAAGUUUGAACUGUACUUCUGGAAAAAGUCAUCCGGCUUCUAUCUUACAUUGGUACAUAAACGAGCAGCAAAUUCAGUCGCCCGAUGCUUUAGUUUACUACCCUCUCACGCAUCACCAAAAAGGUUUAUCUUCAUCCACGUUGGGUUUGGUCUUCAUUUUAACUGAACAACAUUUUCGAGGAGGUUCAAUGAGAGUUAAAUGCGUCGCAUCUAUCGCUCCAAUACUCUAUAGAAGCGACAAAGAAAGCGUUGUACAGAGCGAGAAUGUACCUCUAAGGGAAGCUCUGCUACUUGUUAAAAGUACUGCAUCUCAACUCUGCAAAUCAAUACUAACUUUACUACUUGCAUGCUGUAUGGGAUUCCUGACAAACUAAAAUGACAUCAAGGUGUACAGUGUUGCUCAAACAUUCGUAAGUGUACGGGACUUUCGUGCUGUGAUACCGACAGAACUUUCUUGGAUAUUUGUGAGUGUGUGUAAAUUCUUCUUGCUUAUUCUAUCAUUGUGUAUAGCUAGGAUAUUGUGACGUUAGAAAGAUUUUAAUAAAAUUUGUGAAAACUC
This is a messenger RNA of Diorhabda carinulata, 1470 nucleotides long. RefSeq lists its product as uncharacterized. The transcript is spliced from 7 exons. The coding region runs from base 440 to 1285 and encodes 281 amino acids. Lineage: Eukaryota; Metazoa; Arthropoda; Insecta; Coleoptera; Chrysomelidae. The record is from RefSeq and is a predicted model, not a curated record.